GCCGCUGGGCCGCGACCCCCCCGCCGGCGUGCCCUUGCUGCCCCUCAAAAUGCAGGCCCUGCUGGAGCCCUCGGUGAAGAUCGACACCAAAGACGUGCCUCUCACGGUGCUGCCGGCCGACGCAGGGAUACCGGAUACCCCGUUUAGCAAAGACAGAAACGGUCACGUAAAGCGGCCUAUGAACGCGUUCAUGGUGUGGGCAAGAAUUCACCGGCCAGCGCUAGCCAAAGCUAACCCAGCUGCUAAUAAUGCCGAAAUCAGUGUCCAGCUUGGAUUAGAGUGGAACAAGCUCACCGAGGAGCAAAAGAAGCCGUAUUAUGAUGAAGCUCAGAAGAUUAAAAAAAAGCACAGGGAAGAAUUUCCUGGCUGGGUUUAUCAACCGCGACCAGGCAAAAGAAAACGCUUCCCACUGACCGUCUCCACCGUGUUUUCCGGCACCUCUCAGAAUAUCAUCACGACGAACCCAACCACCAUUUACCCUUUCCGGACACCCACGUACUCUGUCGUUAUCCCCGGGGUUCAGAGCAGUAUCGGCCAUCCCGUCUGUGAGGCUUCUACCAUCCAGCUCUCAGCUUCCAUUCAGCACCCAGGCCCGAUUACGCUUUUCCAGCCCAGUGUGGGAAGCACCACGUCCAUGGCUGUCCCAGCUCCCAGUCUGCCCCUGCACCCAGUCAUCCCCCCGCAGCACUUUACGGGACCUGCCCAGACAGAAGCUCACAACGUCACUUCCGGAUCCAGUUGCUCUGUGAAGAGACCCACCCCGGUGUGCAUUGAGAGUGCCAGCAGGAACCCUACUAGCACGAGCAUCACCCACACCAGAUUCCCUGCCUCUACCAGCCAGCCCCCCAACGAGUACUCCAGUGUGGCUGCUUGUCCGCGGAGCGCCCAGCUCCCUCCAGCCACCGCCAUUCCUCACUCACACCUCUACCAGCCUCCUCCCAUUGGUCACCCGGCCACUCUUUUUGGAGCGCCGCCUCGGUUUUCGUUCCACCACCCAUACUUCCUGCCUGGACCUCACUACUUUCCCUCCAGCACGUGCCCGUACAGCCGCCCUCCGUUUGGCUAUGGGAAUUUCGCCAGCUCGGUGCCCGAAUGCCUCGGCUUCUACGAAGACCAGUACCAAAAGCACGAAGCCAUGUUCUCUGCUCUGAACAGAGACUAUCCUUUCAGGGAGUACCCAGACGAACACACACAUAGCGAAGACUCCCACAGCUGUGAGAGCCUCGAGGGGGUGUCUUAUUACAACAGCCACAGCCACAGCGAGGAGGAAUGUUUAAACCCCGUGCCGCAGCUGGAUAUCGGAACCCUGGACAACGCGUUCACGGGAACCCCGUCAACACCCUCCAGCAUCCAGCAAGUUAACGUGACUGACAGCGAGGAGGAGGAGGAGGAGGGGAAAGUGUUACGAGAUUUGUAAUUUUUAACGUGAAUGGUGAUAACUUACCGGAGAAUUUUAAAACACAAAAUAAACGUUUUAGCCCAAUACCAUCUUUUUAGUCGGUGUGUUGAAGGAGAAACCUGAAUCCCCUCAAUGGUCAUCCAUUUGCAUUGCAAGGGGCCAGAUGCAGGCCUGGGGCUGUCCCCGAAGCCUCUGGGGUUUCUCUGGCCUCCAGCAGGUCUGCAUUUGGGCCCAGAUUCAGGAAGGCACUCAAACACAUCGGUAGCUUUAAGCAGGUGCUGAAGUUCUUUCCUGGCUAGAGAUGGACUUAAGCACGUGCUUAAAAUGCUGUCCUGAAUCAGGACCUUGUCUCUCUUUAUUCUUAGGCCACAUUUUGAUUUUGAUGGGACUUGCAUUUAUUUAGGUACCUUAACUUGCGGCAUUUUAGCAAGCAAAAUCAUUCUGUUUCAUGACCAAAAUGUAAUUCUUGAUGCAAUAAAAGUAGAAGGGGGGAGCUGGGGAGUGGGGCCAGGAGUGACGUACACGUUGCCUUUGUCUACAGUUGUUUAUUUAAAAAAAACCCUGAUUUUGUUUGCUUUUCAAUGGACUCUCCAUGUGCUGCAAAGUGUUGUUUAGCACAUUGAUAACAGAGGGCCCAGUUUUACCUCCCUUACUUGCUCGGCAUCUUCCUCUGCAAGUAGUAUCACACAUUUAAAUGGGACUGUUUAGGAAGUAAGGUGGAAGGUAAGGCAAGAGUAAGGAUAAGACAAUCUUGGGCUAUGAAAUAACUUAUGCAAGAGGACUAUGAUUUGAUCCCUUAGUGCACUUAACGCUCAUUUCUAUAGAUUAUUUUAAAUUUCAUAGAGGGAAAAAAAGCGUCUCUGAAUUUUAAGAGUAGCUCAGAUCCAGAUUUUGUUGCCAAAGCUGGUAAUUCAUACUACUGAACUUAAUUAAUACUACUAAACUAUUUUUUUCUUAUUUAUUCCUUUUUGAAGGGGAUGGGGUCAUUUCUUCCACUUGGGAAUUCUGUUGUUCUGUUUUUGUUAUAUUUAAAUAAAGUAACAUGA
Messenger RNA from Alligator sinensis (Chinese alligator), 2445 nucleotides. It is a transcript of the gene SOX30, whose product is annotated as SRY-box 30. The record is from RefSeq and is a predicted model, not a curated record. Lineage: Eukaryota; Metazoa; Chordata; Crocodylia; Alligatoridae. Gene Ontology annotation, molecular function: DNA-binding transcription factor activity, RNA polymerase II-specific; sequence-specific double-stranded DNA binding. Gene Ontology annotation, biological process: regulation of transcription by RNA polymerase II. The transcript has 5 exons. Bases 50 to 1417 code for a protein of 455 amino acids. Gene Ontology annotation, cellular component: nucleus.